CUUGCAGCAGCAACCUUCACGUUAUUUUACAGUUUAAUGUGGGGUAAAGAAGUUGCGGAACAGUGGUUGUCCUCGAUCUUGAUAUCAAAUGGACAAGACAUUUUUGUUGUUCAACCAACAAAAGUAAUGCUAGCUGUUGUUUUGAUUUCAUUGCUGAUGACCAAAACUCAAAAGAAUAAUAGCCAAGAUUCAAAUGAUGAUAGAGACAGUGUCUCCUGUGAAAUCGAUUUGCUAAGUGAUAACCCUAAAGAGCGUUUUAAGCGAUCGAGAUUGGAAGCCAUUCGUGAGCGAACUAAAAAGGAGGUGAAGCUGGCAGGAAUGACGAAGGAGAUUGUCGUCCAUUUAAUUUUUGUCUUCUUCUUGGUGGUAGUAUGCUAUGGAAACAAGACACAGUAUCGUAUUAUGAUGACAACGACACUGCUUGAUCCAUUUGCUAAAUUUGACCUGGUAAGGAAGUAUUUUUAUAUAUAAUAACCUGCCAACAUCCCUGACUGGGCCUCCAUGAUUAUCAGCACAAAAUGCCUUAAAUGUGGCACUAAAUUUGAGACUACAAUCGGUGAAGAAAUUAGUUGAAACACCUCGCCCUAAAGGGCCUUUCUAACGUUUUGCUAACUUAAAAAAUCGAAAGUAAAGCUUACCCUCCCUCGUAUCCUCCAUCCAAUAUUUUGCCGCUGUUCAAGCUACCUGUAGAAAACAACAAAAAACCCCAACUUUGUAUGGAGGGGCGGAGGAGGAGGUGUGGAUUGUUUUGUUCUGCGAAGUUGCCCCAGUUGAGGACAAUGUCUCAACGACUUUGUCGCCAAUUGCAAAUAUAUCAAAUUUAUCGAUAAGUAUGCAGCUGAGAAACUUGCUCAAAAGACUGAUGGAUUUAAGCGUACACGCUUCAAACGCUUUAACGAUGAGCUUUGUACAGUUUCAUUAACAAAGAGUAAGAAUGAACCCUUAAUUUUUUAUAUUUCUUACCCGCCAAUGUGUCGUUAUCCAUCAUGACUAUCGUUCGCGGAUUUUUUUUUUCAGGUAACAGGCAGUCAAAAACUGGAUGGUUGGCUAAGGCAAGAGUUUCUCCCAAAUAUUUAUCACCGAUCAUGGUACAAUGGACUUCAGGAUGAAGACAUAUACAUUGGGAACAAGAUAUCCAUACUGAUUGGCAUGCCGUGGAUGAGACAAUUGAGGAUUAAAAGAGGCAAGUGAGUUGCAGUAAGCUAUUACCAUGUAUCCUGAACGAAACAAUCGACAACAAAAUCAAAUUCACUUAAACUAGUAGUUCAGUUUAUACUAAGGAAUACACUUGCCCACAUGAAGCGGGUGAAAAGCCGAUACGCCAACCAAACUCAAACAAUGACCGUGUUCUUUUUGUACCAAUGAAUAUCUAUUGUUGGCAUUACAGCUGUUAUGGUGAUGUACGCGGAGUUGUCCAGUUACCGUCGCUCAUGUAGUACCUUCCGGAAGGAUCUCCAUAUAUAAGAUUUUCUCAAUUCUAUCGAAAGGUGGUUCACUGGCACCAUCAACACCCAGCAAAUUUAAUGCUAUUCAGUUUGCGACUGCUUAAAAGGAGUCGUUUAUAAUAUCGAAGAAUUCUCUUUUUUUUCCUUAUAUAUUUUCAAUUCUUCAUUCAUCAAAGAUGUUCCUUUUAACAAUAAAAUGUCAGAAUCAAAAAGCUCAUUGCAACUGUUAUGUUUUUUUCUCAGAUUCUUGUAAGUCCCUUCCUGAACUUAUCCAAGACUGCUAUCACGACUACUCCAGCAAACACGAAGAAACCACGCCCCUGCGUCUUCCAGGCUGGAAACCACUUCCUCACAAUACGUCGUGGCCCGAGGCUCUAAACCUGUGCCCAAAACCUUGGCGUUACCAAACAAGUGAAGAACUAGAUAAUAAUCCCAUUAAAGCUACCUACAACACUUAUGAAGGAGGUGGUUAUGUUGCCGUCUUGGGAUAUGACGAAGCAACUGCCCGAGGUGUCCUGGGGGAAACUUUUGGUCAUGGAUGGGUUGACCGCCAAACACGAGCAGUGAUCCUGGAGUUCGCGGUGUUCAACGUGAACACGAACCUCCUCAGCAUCGCCACGUAUUUUUACGAGGUUAUCGCCACCGGUGCCGCCUACACUACUAGAAGGGUUGACACAGUCGAGUUGUACACAACAGAGUCUGGCGCUCUACUGUUCUACCUAAUUUGCCAAUUUCUUUUCAUGGCCAUGGCACUUUAUUACUUUAUCUUAAUGUUAGUCCAUCUUUACCGACAACGACUUGGAUUUUUCAAAUCAGUUUGGAAUAUGGUUGAUUUCUUAAUGGUCAUUUUCUCUGUAGCGUCAGUGGCGUUUUAUAUGAUUCGAUCCAAGACUGUUUUAAAGAGCAUCAAAGCCAUUCGGAAUAAUCCCUAUGAAAUUGUGCAUUUUCAUGCUGCUCUUGAUUGGGCCAACUGGGAAAACAUUGCAACUGCUUUUGCUAUUUUUAUGGUUACAGUUAAGAUGCUGAACCUGAUCCGUUUUAACCCCUAUGUCAUAUACUUAUUUUCAUCUUUCCGCCAGUCUGUUGGCUACCAGUUGUCCUACGUGGGUUUCUUCGUGAUCAUCUUUAACGCUUUCGUAAUAUCGGGAAUGAGGUUUUUUGGCCGUACAGUGGAAGAGUAUUCCAGCUACAUCAAUUCCGUAAUGUCUCAGUUUGAGUUUCUUCUGGGAAAGGCUGUCCCACUGAGUGGCCUUCGAAGUGAGAAUCCAUUUUUAGGGCCUUCGUUCGCUUUCAUGUACAUGUUAAUGAUGACUGUAUUCCUUAUGAAUAUGCUAGUGUCUGUUCUUAACGAGUCCUACUCUGACGCAAAAGCAAACGCAGAAGAGAGUGCGGAGGAACUUGAGAUGGCACGCUUUAUUGGGGAGAGAUUUAUGGAGGUUUUUAAGGGUAACAAAAAGCGGCCCGAAUUCAAAUUAUACUGUGAUGAGGCCACAUUUGUCAAUAUGUGUCAAUCGGAAGCGGAACCCUUUUGUUUGAAUUCUGAAAGUAUCAUUAAGUGUACGGAAGAGAGGCUGGAAAAGGUUGAGAAAAGACUCUUUGUUCUAUCUCGACGUGCAGAAAAGAUGAAUACUUCUUAUGAGCAAGAGGAAACUGACUUCCUCGACCUCCUCCAAACAAUGGCGAAUCUUAGGACGGGUGAAACCAGUCACACAUAA
Porites evermanni is the source of this 3160-nucleotide messenger RNA. The record is from the annotation of a GenBank genome assembly. NCBI's taxonomy places the organism in Eukaryota, Metazoa, Cnidaria, Anthozoa, Scleractinia, Poritidae.